Messenger RNA from Babesia microti strain RI, 2841 nucleotides. Its product is annotated as elongation factor EF-2. Gene Ontology annotation, molecular function: GTP binding; ribosome binding; GTPase activity. Lineage: Eukaryota; Apicomplexa; Aconoidasida; Piroplasmida; Babesiidae. Gene Ontology annotation, biological process: cytosolic ribosome assembly. Gene Ontology annotation, cellular component: ribonucleoprotein complex; cytosol. Bases 1 to 2841 code for a protein of 946 amino acids. The transcript has 6 exons. The record is from RefSeq and is a predicted model, not a curated record.
AUGAUAGAGGCGUUGGAUAGGGUGAGAUGCAAUGUUGAAAAGAUCCGAAAUGUCUGCAUUCUGGCCCAUGUUGAUCACGGAAAAACAACUCUAUCUGAUAGCCUAAUUUCAAUUAAUGGCAUAAUUAGUUCAAAUUCAGCCGGAAAGUUGCGCUAUUUAGACAAUAGGGAGGAUGAACAAAUCAGACUAAUCACAAUCAAAUCUAGUAGUAUAUCUAUUACUUAUAAUUUGAAUGGAGAUGAUUAUCUGAUUAACUUGGUGGAUUCACCGGGGCAUGUGGAUUUCUCUAUCGAAGUAUCAGCUGCUGUGCGUAUGUGUGAUGGUGCGUUGUUUGUCGUGGAUGCGGUUGAAGGUAUAUGCCCGCAGUCAAAAUUUGUUCUGCGACAAGCUUUCAAGGAAGGGGUUAGAACAGUGCUUGUAUUGAACAAGAUUGACCGAUUAAUCACUGAACUAAGGUUUACGCCGCUGGAAAUUUACCACCGGUUGCAAGACAUUGUAGGUCAGGCAAAUGCAUUAGUCUACAAUAUUACCACAGGAAGUGAUGCUGAAAUGGAUUUCGUUGAUAAAGAGAGCAAUGCUUCUGAGUUUAAUGGCAAAUUUCCCCCUCCUGAUGGGAAAAAUAACUAUUAUAACCCAAGUGAGGGCAACGUAAUAUUUUGUUCCGGGACCCAUAAGUGGGCGGUAAACUUGACUGAUUUUGCCCGCUUAAUAGUGGAAAAAUUGGAAUUGCCCCAAAAAUCGUUGUCACAUAUGCGCAAGGCUCUCUGGGGCGGCUAUUUCUACUCACAUAAACAAAAAUGUGUAAAAAUAUGUAAAGAUGACGAAAUGCCCAUGUUUGUGGAAUUUGUCAUUAAACAAAUCUACUCCAUCUACAACUUCAUUCUACUAGAAUAUGACGCAGCAAAGGUUGAGAAGAUAAUCAAUUAUUUAAGUAUUGAGCCUACAGACCGUAAGGGAGAAGAGUUGCUGAUAUAUGUAAUUAAUACAUGGAUUCCUCUGGCCAAGGGUCUAGCAGAUGUUAUAGUAAAUUGUCUCCCUGAUCCCAAAACUUCUUUGUGUGACAGAAUGGCGGUCAUAAAUUCGUCUCUCAAAAUUGACCAAAUUAUUGCCAAUAAUAUCACAUUGAUCCAUGUAACAAAAUUUGUCGCUUGCGACAUGACUACACUCAGGCUGACGGGCGACAAACUAAGAGGCAAUGAGCGUCCCGGUGAGUUUGUAGCACUAGUGCGGGUUUUUAACGGUAGACUUUUUGAAGGCAUGAUUUUGUACAUUUCAAAUCAGCCAAUACGAGUAUUUAAAAUCUUUUUAUGCAUGGGAGGUGACUUAAUACCAGUGUCCGAAGGGUUUGAAGGUAACAUUUUGGCGCUUCAAAUUGAGGAAUUAGAACCAAGAGUUGAUGAUACGGUACAUCAAGUUAAACUUGUAGUUGAAUGGCUUCACCGAUUACAUGACCCGCAUGUUCUGAGGGAUAAUAUGGAAUCACGGCACUCAUUUUGUUCAAUUGAGCGGUGUUUGACUCUGUAUAGCGUACCAAAUCUUCAACCGUUACCAAUACUUAAUGGUGAUCUGGUGGUCUCAGCCAUAUUACGAGUGUCGAUAGAGCCUGUUGACAUCAAGGACAUGGAACAGUUUUUAUACGGCUUAGCACUGCUAUAUACUGCAGACCAAUCGGUUGAGAUUGAAGUUCUUAGCACGGGCGAAUACGUGUUAGGGUGUUGCGGUGAAAUGCAUUUAGAACGUUGUCUAAAUGAUCUGAGACAUUUGUAUGCAAGAGUAGAUAUAAGGGUAUCGGAGCAACUUAUAAGCAUAAGAGAAGGUGUGGAUUUGGCACCUGGGAUGUGUAUAAGGGGAAAUAAGAUGGAAACUAUUGCCAAUUCUCCAUUCAAAGUAAACAGUGACAUUGCCAAGUACAGUGAAUAUGUAUGUAUUUCCGGCGGUGAAAUUGAGAUUAUUGCAAGGGCCAUUCUGAUGCCACAAAAUGUACUUGAUCUCAUAGAUAAAAAUGUUGAUCAAUACCGAAGAAUUGUUCAACAACAUGAUAAUGUUACAGCUAUUGAAAAUAUGGAACAGGAGAUUUUAAACAAUUGUGGCUGUGAUAUUGGUAAAAUUUGGGGAAUAUCAUUAGCAUCUGGAAGUAGAACUUUGUUGACAUACAAUAAUACGUAUUCUAGCUACGAUGGUAAAUCGCUGAGCGUAGAAUGGAGCCUUAAACAUUCAUAUUGCCAAUAUUUGAAUGAAACAAGUUUUGGCCAUGUGGUACGAUUAUUACCACAUGUUAUUUCGGCAUUUCAAGUGGCUUCAAGGACGGGUCCUAUAGCUCAGGAGCCCAUAAGAGGGGUGAUAUUCGUCAUCCAAGGCAUAGUAUUCAACUCAAUGGCCGAAUGCUCCCCUAGCCACUCAGAACAUUCUUCUCAGCACUCAUGGAAUCUAUCGGGUCAAAUAAUUAGCGCUGUAAAACAUUUGUUGCAUCGCUGCAUAAAGCCACCCAUUGCCAGAAUCUAUCAAGCGAUGCUCAAAGCUGAUCUUCUGUGUGAGGAUAACAUGCUUGGUUGUGCAUACAAUGUUUUAUCUAUGUAUAAAGCACAGAUAAUUAACGAGUCGAAUCAGGGACAUUUAUUUUUGAUAGAAGCUAUGCUACCUGUACCUUGGUCCAUGGGUUUAUCAAAGACAAUCCGGUCAAAGUCAUCUGGAUCGAUAUCUUACAACAUUGCAUUUUAUAAAUGGUUAAUGAUCGACCAGGAUCCAUUCUUAGAGCCUAACAUUGCACGAUCAGUAAUUGACCAAAUACGAAAUAUCAAGGGAUUGCGACCGCAUGUAUAUCCAAGUAAUGAACAAGUGUAA